AAGGCCGCGGACGGGGAGGGGCGUCCCGGGCGUGGGAGGAGUCCGUCACCCUGAGGCUGUGGGGACGUUUGUAGCCAGGCGCUGGCUGGGACAGCCCCGUUGCUAUGGCAGCGGGGGCCCUUCAACGCAGACCCUGCGCGGCAGAGCCCCUGUCGCUAUAGUAACGGGGGCCUUCCGCUACCGGAGACUGCAUCAUGGCGGCGACGUUGCUGAUGGCGGCGCGGUGCGGUGCGCGGCCCUUCGGCACGGCCGCCGCCCUCUGGAAGCGGGCAGCCCCGCUGGGACCGAUGCCCAACGAACAUAUCGACGUCAGCAACUUGGAAGCGCUGGAAAAAUACCGCAGUUUCACUCGUUACUUCAAAUUGGCGGAAAAAGAGAGCAGGAGGCCCCGGUGGUGGAAGACGUACCGGCAGCACACCAGCCCGCAGCCAGAGCCAAAGACUGACAUCAGUCUGCCACAUGAUAAGCUGUUGCGGGCAAAAGAAAUCAAGAAAAGAAAAAAGAUCCUGAGGGAGAACCACCAGAAUACUGAGAUGGAAAGAGCAGCCCGGCUCCGGACUGUGCUGAUUCCCCUCAACGAAGUCAGAGCUGAGUGGGAGAAGAGCAGUGGCCCAUUCCACAAGCAGCGCGUAGCAGAGCACUGUGGGAUAUUUCGUGACUUGUUCAAGGGAGCUACGUUCACCCCUUGGGUUACCUUGAGGGUGGAGUACAGCCAAGAAGAUGAGUACCUCGUGCCAGUAUACUAUGGGAACAUCAUAACUCCAUCAGAGGCUUCUGGUCCCCCUGCAGUGGCGUAUGAGGCAGAUAAAGGCUCUCUCUGGACCUUGUUGCUCACAAAUCCAGAUGGACAUCUAAGAGACACAGACUCAGAGUACCUCCACUGGCUGGUGACGAAUAUCCCAGGCAAUGACUUUAAGUCAGGUAAGGAGAUCUGCCACUACUUACCGCCCUUCCCUGCCAUGGGAACUGGCUACCAUCGCUUCAUCUUCCUCCUCUUCAAGCAAGACCGCCCCAUAGAUUUCAGUGAGGAUGUUCGGCCGAUGCCGUGCCACAGCCUCAAGAUGCGAACCUUUAGCACAUUUGACUUCUACAGAAAGCACGAGGAUGCAAUGACCCCAGUAGGGCUGGCAUUUUUCCAGUGUCAGUGGGAUAGCUCCGUUACUGGGGUCUUCCAUCAACUUCUCAAUAUGAGAGAGCCUGUGUUUGAAUUUGUGCGGCCGCCCAUUUACCAUCCUCCGCAGUUGAAGUUCCCGCGCCACCAGCCUCUGAGGUACCUGGACAGAUACCGAAAUACUCAGGAGCCCACCUACGGCAUUUACUAGGGACCCAGACACUUCCUGCAGCACUCAGGCGUAAGCUGGAUGCCAGCCAGGCAGAUGGAGCUGCCAGUGUUCCUGCAUUCACACAGCUGGGGGCAUCUGCACCUCUGGAGGGAGACAACAAAGUCUCAGCCCCUCAGCUACUGGUUCCCCUGUGCUGGCAGCACUGGGAACUGAACAGCCGGGGAUGACAGGGCUUGCGCUGCUGGUGGCUGUGUGAUUAAAAUGCUACUUAAGUAAAGAUGGAUGAAAGCAAA
This is a messenger RNA of Neopsephotus bourkii (Bourke's parrot), 1576 nucleotides long. It is a transcript of the gene MRPL38, whose product is annotated as mitochondrial ribosomal protein L38. Lineage: Eukaryota; Metazoa; Chordata; Aves; Psittaciformes; Psittacidae. The coding region runs from base 195 to 1322 and encodes 375 amino acids. The record is from RefSeq and is a predicted model, not a curated record. Gene Ontology annotation, cellular component: mitochondrial large ribosomal subunit. The transcript has 9 exons.